AUGGAACCAUCAAGUGCAAACACGGGCUUCAUCCAACAACAGCCCAUCAUCAAGAACCAGUUUCACGAAGAUGUCAGUCUCCAGAGAAUAGCCAAACUCUAUCUCCCCCCUUCCCUUCUCGAGAAAGUCACCCCCGAGAUCUCCCGCCUAGGCGACGCCGUCCUCUCCCAGCAAAUCUUCGACUGGAUCACCGACGCCGAGCGCAACACUCCUUACCUCCGCGGCUCAGGGCGCGACGCCUUCGGCCGCCCCAAACAGGAACUCAUCGUGACCGAAGGCUGGCGCAAGCUACAAGAGUUCGGCUUCGCCAACGGCGUCGUGGCCAUCAACUACGACAGUACCAGCUCGCCGUCUCCUAACGGCCCCUACUCGCGGCUGAUCCAGUUCAUCCGCUGCCACCUCUGGGAAGCCUCGUGCGCCAACACCAUGUGUCCGGCCGCGAUGCAGGACGGCGCCGCCCGUUUGCUGCAGCGCCACCUGACCACUCCCCCACUGGCGGCGAACCUAUCUGAAACCGAAAGGAGCGUCUUCCAAAACGCCUACGACCACCUCACUUCGCGCGACCCGGCCUACACCUGGACUUCAGGCCAAUGGAUGACGGAACGCACCGGCGGGUCGGACGUGUCCCAGACCGAAACCGUCGCUACUUAUUCCCCUUUUCCCGCUGGGCGGCAGCAACCAGUCCCAUUAGCCUGCAAAGAAGAAAACAUGCCCCUGGGUCCUUGGUCUAUCUCAGGCUUCAAGUGGUUCUCGUCCGCGACCGACAGCCAAAUGACCAUUCUCCUCGCCAAGACGCGUCCAGGCAUGGGCGUCUCAGCCUUCUUCGCUCCCAUGCGACGAUGGAACCCCGAGCUUGUUUCGCCCACAUGCACCGGACCCGGUGCCACAGGUGGAACGGAACUCAACGGCGUGACCAUCUCCCGCCUCAAGAGCAAGUUCGGUACAGUUAGUUUGCCGACGGCCGAACUAGAGCUGAAGGACAUGCGCGGGUGGUUAAUUGGCAAAGAAGGGGAAGGCAUCAAGGAGAUUUCGACGAUUCUGAACAUCACGCGGGCACACACGACCGUUUCGUCAAUGGGAUAUCUAGGGCGCGGCAUAGGUGUCGCCAAAGCGUAUGCGCUCGUCCGCGAAGCUGCUGGCGUUGGAAAGGGCCGUCGAUUACCUCUCUACAAACACCCAUUGCAUAUGCGCACGUUGGCGGACUUGACGGCUGAAUAUCACGGGCUGAUGUUACUUACUUUUUAUACGUUGUAUAUCUUGGGAUUGGACGAACACCUUUCCUCCCCUUCCAUGUCCUCCCCUUCCAUGUCCUCCCCUUCUGUUUCCUCCCCUUCCCUUUCCUCUCCUAUAUCCCCCCCUCCCCCCCUCCACCCCCUAACACCCCCCACCACCGACCCCAACCUUGUCCCCCCCCUCCUCCGCACCCUCUCCUCCCUCCACAAGUCCUUCGUCUGCCACACCACCAUCCCCCUCUCCUUCAGCUGCAUGGAGUCCCUCGGCGGGGUAGGCUACCUCCUCAACUCCGACUCCGAACACCUCAACCUCUCCCGUCUCUUCCGGGACGCCUGCGUCGGCGCCAUCUGGGAAGGCACGACGGACGUCUUGGCUUCCGAUACUCUCCGGGCGCUCAAACAGCCUGCUGUGGAGGCUCUGGGUUGGUUGGUUGAGACGGGAUUGGCGGCUUCGCUGGAAGGAACGGACCAAAAAGAGAAAGAGGAAGGGAAAGAACAAAAAGCAGAGGGAGAGAGGAUUAGAAAGUGCUGGGAUGGGUUGAAGAGGAGGAUAGAAAAGGGAAAGAAAGAAGAGUUGGUGUCGGGGGCGAGAGGGCUGACGCAUAGGUUGGCGGAGGUGGUGAUUGCGGUUUUGUGGGUGGUUGAUGCGAGGGUGAGGCCGGGGAGGGAGGUGGAGAGGAUGAAGAGGAGGUGGAUGGCUAAACAUGGGUUUGGGCCUAGUGGUGGUGGUGAUGGAGAGGAGGAGGACGUGAAGGUGGAGGGAGAUGAUGGACUGGAGUUGGAUUUGGCGAUUGUUUAUGGGGAGGGAGGGCCGAAGGGGGUUGUUGAGGGUGGGAGUGUACCGGGGGUUUCGAAGCUUUAA
This is a messenger RNA of Neurospora crassa OR74A, 2094 nucleotides long. RefSeq lists its product as hypothetical. The coding region runs from base 1 to 2094 and encodes 697 amino acids. Gene Ontology annotation, molecular function: oxidoreductase activity, acting on the CH-CH group of donors. NCBI's taxonomy places the organism in Eukaryota, Fungi, Ascomycota, Sordariomycetes, Sordariales, Sordariaceae. The record is from RefSeq and is a predicted model, not a curated record. The transcript is spliced from 2 exons.